Messenger RNA from Planococcus citri (citrus mealybug), 14263 nucleotides. It is a transcript of the gene kug, whose product is annotated as kugelei. Lineage: Eukaryota; Metazoa; Arthropoda; Insecta; Hemiptera; Pseudococcidae. Bases 590 to 13000 code for a protein of 4136 amino acids. Gene Ontology annotation, biological process: homophilic cell-cell adhesion. Gene Ontology annotation, cellular component: catenin complex; plasma membrane. The transcript has 51 exons. The record is from RefSeq and is a predicted model, not a curated record. Gene Ontology annotation, molecular function: calcium ion binding; cadherin binding.
CGUCAGUAGCGUGGUUUUCGUCGUGCGAGCGUGUCGUGUGCCAUAUUUCGCGCGAAACGUGUUUUUGUUACCGGCGUCGCGUUGAAAUUAAUAAUAUUGAAAUUUAUUAUACUAAUUUAAUAACACGUUAUAAUAAUAUUACGCGAGUGUGUGGUGAAGUUAAUUAUUAAUUAAUUUACUAAUUUAACGUAUAAUCUACCUACGGCCGGAGUUUUUCAAGUGAAUAGUUUCAAUAAUCACUAUGUGAUCGCGAUUCAUUUGUUUGAAAGUGUGUUCAGUGCAGUUACUACUUUACUUGGAGAAAAAUUCUACACGGAUUUUACGUAUACUUUCCUACAACGUAUGAAAAACAGACUGAUGCAUACAUGAUCAGGUUGGUUGAUGUUGAUUGCGUACUUCUGGAUUCACCUACCUAUAUCUGUGGACUAUCAGCUUGUGAUCAACGGAGAAAAACGGAGGUCAACACAAGAAAAAACUUCAAAAACAAUAAUGUAAGGUUGAAUAGCGCAGGCACGCCGAGGCUGAUAUAUAACGGAAUGAGGUGAUAACGAGGGCUGGACAAGAGUCAGCGAGGAAGUCGGGAAAAAAUAUGGAAAUACGAUGGUUUUCUGCGACGAGAAAAUGGCAGUUCGUAUGGAUAAUCGUUUGGCUGGCGUCGUUAUAUGGUUACAAUGGUGCAGCAGCGGCGUCUACGGCUACUGGUAGAAUAUCACCGAACACGUUACGAUUCACUAAACGCGCCUACAAUGUCUCGAUACCGGAAAACUCGCCCAGCAAGACUUACGUACGAGUGGAGGAAAAAAUGGGCAUCUUUUGCGGAGAUCCUGAAUUGGAAGUACGAUAUAAGAUAGAACACGGUAAUAAAGAUGGGUUCUUCAAGGCGGACGAACGUCAAGUGGGUGAUUUUUGGUUCUUGCUGAUACGAACGCGAACUGGUAAUUACGAUGUGUUGAAUCGCGAACGAAAAGAUCAAUAUGCUUUGACCAUCAAGGCCACCAUCAAUCAUGCCAAGAACAGGACGUUUGCUGCCGAAACCAAAGCUGUGGUACAUGUCAGCGUGCUCGAUACGAAUGAUUUAAGCCCGUUAUUUUUACAAACCGAAUACGAGACGACUGUUACCGAAGAUACCCCGUUGUAUAGCAGUAUUCUGAAUGUAAUGGCCGAAGAUGCCGAUCUUGGCAUCAACGGUGAAAUCUAUUACAGCUUUUUAGGCAGUAACGAGCAAUUUUCUAUUCAUCCUACUACCGGUGUUAUUAGUCUGACCAAACCGCUCAAGUAUACUGAUAAAUCGCUGCACGAGUUAACAGUCAUAGCAAAAGAUCGAGGCGUUGUGAUGAAAGGUACAGGUAAACCAAACUCGGCCAUAGUGAAGAUCCAUGUCAAACAAGUCAAUCUAUACGGUCCUGAAAUAUACGUGCAACACUUACCAGGAAUCAUCGAACAAUCCAACGCUGAUAUUUACGCAAUUGUUAGACUACAAGAUCGAGAUUCCGGUAUCCACGGCGAGAUAGAUAAGUUAGAGAUUGUCGAUGGUGAUCCGGAAGGACAUUUCAGAAUCAGACCCAGCGUGAAAGAUGGCAGCAUCAAGAAGAACGAGUAUAAUAUCGAAGUUUUAAGACUGUUGGACAGGGAACUGGCUCCGCAAGGCUAUAAUCUAACUUUACGAGCUACAGAUAAGGGCAUUCCUCAGAGAGAAACGUUCAAAUCGAUUACUGUUCAGUUGACCGAUCUGAAUGAUAACGCUCCGGUAUUUGAUCGAGAAGAGUACGAGGUGAAUAUACCAGAAACAGCGCCGAUAAAUUCACCAGUCGUUAGAGUCAAAGUUACCGAUGCCGAUGAAGGUAAAAAUGCAGAAGUCAGGUUGGAGAUUGUCGGAGGCAAUGAAGGCAAAGUGUUCAGGAUAAAUUCCGAUACUGGAAUGUUGUAUACUGCUGUGCAGUUGGAUGCAGAAGUUAGACCUUACUACACAUUGACUGUGAAUGCGCUAGAUCAAGGAAACGUUGGUACUCGAAAGCAAACUGCAGCCAAGAUCAAAAUCAACGUUGUCGAUACCAACGAUAACGAUCCGUUGUUUGAUAAAAGCGAAGACGAAGUGACGGUGAAUGAAAACGAACCAGCUGGAACUGUUGUUACCAAAGUCUUGGCUAAAGAUAAAGAUUCCGGUGAGAAUUCGUACAUAUCUUAUAGCAUAGCUAAUCUAAAUCCGGUGCCAUUCGAGAUCGAUCACUUUGCCGGUAUCAUUAAGACGACUCAAGUGUUAGAUUUCGAAUCUAUGCGUCGAAAAUAUACUUUAAAAAUCAGAGCUUCCGAUUGGGGUCAACCCUACCGCAGACAGACUGAAAUGCAACUAAGGAUCAAUCUAAAAGAUGUUAACGACAAUCGACCCCAGUUCGAGAAAGUAGACUGUGUUGGCCACGUGCCCAGGAACAUCCCUAUUGGCAAAGAGAUCCUGACAUUAUCAGCAAUAGAUUUCGAUUUAGCUAAUUACAUCAGCUAUCGAAUAGUUUCUGGAAACGAAGACUCGUGUUUUACUUUGGAUAGCAAUAUUGGCACGAUCUCAGUUACUUGCGACUUGAACGAUAUACCAGGCAAUGAACGUGAAUUGAACGUGACUGCUACCGAUGGCAGCCAUUUUAGCGAUACUGCUCGUAUCAGGAUCAACUUGGUGAACGCGAAGAGGUUUGUCGAAGGCAAACCAAUCGUUGAAGAUCGAGCUGUGUUCGAUUGCAGAGAUACAGGAGUCACCAAGAGGUUCACCGAGUUGACAGCGUUGUCGGAGAAAAACAAUUUGCCUGUUUCGAUCAAGGAAGAGUUCGCCAUGAUGCCCAGCAGAUAUGGUGAAAACGUGCAUACUCCAGAAUUCAUUAGCUUUCCGACUGAAAUACGUGUCAACGAGUCGUUACCAUUGGGUUAUAUAUUAACUGUGAUUAAAGGACGUGAUCGAGAUCUGGGCUAUAAUGGUAAAUUAAUUUACGGUAUAUCUUCGGGAGAUGACGACUCGGCAUUCAGAAUCGAUCCGGAUAAUGGUGAAUUGAAACUAAUAGGAUAUUUGGAUCGAGAAAGAAGACAGAAAUACGACCUGAACGUAACCGUUUACGAUCUAGGCAAACCGCAAAAAUCAGUUUCACGUACUUUUUCCAUCGUUGUGCUAGAUGUGAACGAUAACCCUCCCAAAUUCGAGAAAAAUUUAGUCAAUCUUCGAGUCCUCGAGAAUAUCGAGAAUGGUACGAUUAUUCAUAGAUUCAACGCAACCGAUAUCGACGAAGGUGAUAAUGCCAAAGUAACCUAUUCGAUUGUCUACGAUGCUCGAGAAUUCGCCGUCGAUCCGGUAACAGGAGUUUUAUACGUGGCAGCUCCUUUGGAUAGAGAAAAACAAAGCUUUUACGAACUGAUAUUACGUGCCUCGGAUGGCGCCAAUGAUCUAAUGUCUUUACAUUCCGAUGCCCUAGUCAGGAUAACCAUCGAUGACGUAAACGAUAACUCGCCCAAUUUCUCGUUACCUCGUUACACAGUCAGAGCUCGAGAAGAUAUUCCUGUCGGUACAGUGAUCGCUAUUCUAACAGCUACUGAUCCUGAUCUAGAUCUAGGUGGUAAAGUCAAGUAUCACAUCAUAGGUGAAGAAGCAGAGAACGUUUUUAGCAUCGAUAGCACCACUGGUACGGUUCGUCUGCGUAAUUCUUUGGAUUUCGAAGAACGCCAAGUGCAUACGAUGAUUGUGGAUGCUCGCGAUCGUGGCAGUCCUACGAUGAGUUCGAUAGCAACGUUGGUCGUGGAGGUGAUCGAUGUGAACGAAAAUUUAUACGCGCCCGUGUUCGAUGAUUUCGUCGUGUCGUGUUCGGUGGCCGAGAAUCAGCCGGCUGGUACAUUUGUGACUCAGGUCAGGGCUACAGAUGCUGAUUCCAAAGGAGAUGAUUCGAGGAUUGGUUAUACGAUCAGAGAAGGCGACGGAUUGGGAUAUUUUUCCAUUGAUAACGAAGGAAAUAUUCGAACGUUGACGACUCUGGAUGCUGAAACGAAAACGAGUUAUUGGCUGAUGAUAUUUGCUCAAGAUCAUGGCGUUGUUCCCCUGCAUUCUAUUUUACAUGUGUAUAUCGAAAUUAUUAAUGUGAACGAUAAUGUACCUUUAACAACGGAUCCAGUUUAUUAUCCUCACGUGACCGAAUGGACAUCUGCUCACAGUACAGUAAUAGAUUUAGUAGCCGAAGAUAAAGACCUCGAGAAGAAUAAAACAAUCACUUAUCGAAUCUCUGGAGGGAAUACAGAUAACUUAUUUUCAAUCGAUUCUGUAACAGGCUUAAUUGAAACAACUGGUCGUAAAUUGGAUAGAGAAACGCAAGCUGAGCAUAUUUUGGAGGUAACAAUCAGCGACAAUGGAUCUCCUUCGGCAUUAACAUCAACUACCAAAGUUGUCGUUACCAUUGAUGAUACGAACGAUAAUGCUCCUGUAUUUGAUAAACCUCUGUACUCGUUCAAGAUACCGGAAACGAAGCUACGAGAAUUGGCCGUACAGCAGAAUAUCAGCACAGAAAGCGAACAGAAUUCUGAUGCGUAUUCCGAAUGGGAAAGUUUCAACGCGGCUAAUAUCACAGGCGAAGCGUUAUUUAGGGUUGUGGCCGUUGAUAAUGAUGCAAAUGAAAACGCUGUUUUACAUUAUAGUAUUAGCGGUGGCCGGAACAGAUUUAGUAUUCAUCCUCAUACGGGUACCGUGUAUUCAGACUGGUCAUUUGCCGCAGGAGAAGAAUACCUCGUACAGAUUCGCGCAACAGAUGGCGGAAUUCCUAGUAAAAGUAGCUCGGUUCGAGUAAACGUAGUCGUAAUGCCUGUGCCAGACGACUCGAUUCAUCCACCCGUCAUCAAGCAGCCCGAUCAACAAGUCGACGUUACGGAAAGCGAUUCGGUGUAUUUUUUGGUAGCUCUUGUCACCGCUACGGACGAGGAUAGUAGUCAUUUAUGGUAUAAAAUCGAAGAUGGAGAUCCUAGAGCAGAAUUUAUGAUCGGUGAAUCAGGCAAUGUGGUAUUAGCGAAGCAAUUGAAUUACGAAGUGCAACGCAAGUACAAUUUAACCAUUAGUGUGACCGAUGGAGUUCAUACAGUGUUCACUCAUCUGUUUGUAAAUGUAGCCAGUAUUAAUAAAUACCGACCGGAAUUCAUUCGUAAAGUUUUCGUUGCCAAUGUAUCUGAGAAUACUCCGGUUGGAACGAAGAUACUACAGUUGAGUGCCACCGACAGAGAUUCUGACCAGAAUUUGUUCUAUAGUUUGCAUAAUGCGCAGAGUUUAGCUUCGUUGAAGAUAUUCAACUUAGAUUAUCAAACUGGCGCGUUGUCUAUCGCCGAAUCUUUGGAUAGGGAAAGCAUAGCUCAGCAUAUUUUGACCGUUAUGGUUAAAGACGAAGGAACGCCAUCGAAACGUAAUUACGCUCGAGUUGUAAUCGACGUUUUCGACGCCAAUGAUCACGCUCCCGAAUUCAGCGUCGGAAUUAUGCAGGGUAGAGUAUUCGAAACUGCUACGGUGGGCACAACCGUAGUCCAGGUUUUCGCUGUAGAUAAAGAUCACGGCGAUAACGCUGCAAUUAGUUACCAUAUCGCUUCUGGUAAUAUCGGAAACGCUUUUACCAUCGAUGAAACCUUAGGGACCAUUCAAGUAGCUAAAGAGUUGGACAUAAAUUCGAUGCAUUACGAGUAUUUGCUGAACGUAAAAGCGACGGAUAUGGGUAAACCGCCGUUGUCGUCUACUCUCACCGUUCACAUAAUGGUUGUAAUGGCGGAUAAUGCGCCACCGAGAUUCACUAAAGUGGAAGUAUCAUCGGAAAUGUUCGAAAACGAGCCGCCGGGAACGGUUGUUAAAUAUUUAGAAGCGAGGAGUACGUCGUCUUUGAUGUUCGAAAUAACAGACGGUAACGUAGACGAUAUGUUUGAAGUAAACCCAAGUACCGGAAUUGUUGUUACGAAGAGACCGCUCGAUUACGAAAAUAACAGGGUAUAUAAUUUAAGCAUCACUGCCACGAACAUGGCUGGAGCAAAAGCCAUGUGCUACGUUAUCGUUCAUGUACUGGAUCGUAACGAUAACGCUCCGGAAUUCGUCGAAAUCGAGUACAAAGGAUUCAUCAGCGAAGCAGCUCCCAUCGGAUCACUGGUCCUCACUGCCGAUAGUUUACCAUUAGUUUUAAAAGCUCGCGAUAACGACUCCGAACUCAAUGCUUUGCUGCAGUACGAGAUUGUCGAACCCACUUCCAAACGAAUGUUCCACGUGGUCUCGAAUACAGGAGCUAUUCGAACUGUUAUGAAUUUGGAUUACGAAGUUGUAUCCAAAGUAGAAUUCCAUGUCCGCGUUAGUGAUCUCGGUAAACCAAGACUGACCUCUGAAACUGUUGCUCUAGUUCGUAUAUCUGUGAUCGACGUCAACGACUGUCCGCCUGUGUUCUCUCAAAACGUAUAUAAUGCCACAGUCAUCACCCCUACAUAUAAUAAUAUCGCUGUCGUUCAGGUCAACGCCACUGACAGGGAUUCGAAAAAUUUAACCAAAUUAUCCUACGCUAUUGCCGACGGUAAUAACGGCAAUACCUAUUUGAUCGUUCCUGAAACUGGUUUAAUUACUGUACAAGAUCCUAUCGUUGGUUUUCGCACCAGUCCUCAUAAGCUGAAAGUCACCGUGACCGAUGGUCUAUUCACUAGCGAAUGUAUUGUCAACGUGAAAUGGGAAAAAAGCGAAGACUCCGGCUUGGUAUUCCAACGUUCCAUCUAUUACGGCGUGGUACAAGAAAACCAGACGAAAAUUACCACCGUAGUAGUGGUGAACGUGAUCGGAAGCGUUUUAAACGAAAACCUGGUAUUUUCCAUUUUAAACCCCACCAAUUAUUUCGUAAUUGGUAAAACAUCCGGGGUAAUUAGAACGACUGGUGUUCCCUUUGAUCGUGAAACUCAAGAAUAUCAUCAACUCAUCGUACAAGCGAGAAGUGAUGAUACUGAAAGAGGUAAUAGUCGAGUUGCGCAUGUACCUGUCAACAUCACCGUGCUCGAUGAAAACGAUAAUAGCCCGAUGUUUGUUAAUCUUCCUUAUUACGCGGUCGUCUCCGUCGAUGCUGAAAAAGGAGCUGUUAUCACGAGAGUCCAUGCUGUAGAUUUGGAUAAAGGUGAGAAUGGUGAAGUGCGGUAUGAACUGAUAAAAGGACACGGCGAAUUAUUCAGAGUGGAUCGAAAAACUGGCGAUGUCACGUUGAAACAAAUGCUAGAAGGACAUAACAAAGAAUACCAACUGAUAAUCGCGGCUUAUGACGGAGGAAUGACUCCUUGUUCUUCGGAAGUGACGGUGAAUUUGAAAGUAAUGGAUAAAUCGAUGCCUAUAUUCGACAGGCAAUUUUACUCGAUGUCUGUACCGGAAGAUAUCGAAAUACAUUCUCAUUUGCCAGUGUCAAUAAAAGCCGAAUCGCCUCUAUCUCGAAAAUUAAUUUAUAGCAUCUCAGCCGGCAAUCCAAUGGAGCAAUUCAACGUUGAUUUCAAUACCGCAUACGAUAGCGGUAAUGGCCCUUGCACUUUAUACGUUGCUGGAAAUUUAGAUUACGAGAAAGUGAAAGAAUACUCGUUAACGGCUCGAGCCACAGAUAGCCUGAGCGGGAUAUUUGCCGAAGUCUUGGUCAAUAUUUUGGUAACCGAUGUAAACGAUUGUCCACCGGAAUUUCUACAGGAUUCGUAUAACGUUAGUGUUUCCGAAGCUGCUCCUUUUGGAUCGUUUAUUUUGAAAGUUGCUGCUAAAGAUAACGAUACAGGGGUGAAUAGCGGUAUACGGUACUCGAUUCAAGACGAUAUUUAUAAUUCCAUCGAUAAUUUCCAUAUUGAUCCGGAGGAUGGAAGUAUUUAUCUGAAGAGAUCGCUGGAUCAUGAAACUCGUGCUUAUCAUCAUUUCACUGUUGUGGCUACGGAUAUGGGUCUUCCACCUUUGUCAUCUACUGCCCAUGUCUGGCUUACUGUUCUGGAUGUGAAUGAUAACGCUCCAAAAUUCGAACUAUCUUCGUAUAUGGGUUCACUAUGCGAAGACGCAGUGCGUGGUCAGUUCAUUAUUCUGAUGUCUGCUAGUGAUCCUGAUGAAGUUGAUCAAGAUCAUUUGAUUUAUAAUAUCGUUGGAGGCAAUCUGCUGCAGAAUUUCGCUUUAGAUUCAAAAACAGGCAUCAUUACGUUGAACAAUUUCCAAAAAUUGACCGAAUCAACAUUCCACACACUGAACGUGUCUGUCAGUGACGGCGUGUACACGAGCUUUUCACGAGUCCGUAUUGAUAUAGUCUCGUCUAAUCUGCACGCUCCGAUAUUUGAAAAACUGCAAUACGAAGUAAGAGUUUCGGAAAAUCAAGCUCCUGGCGUUCGAGUCCUUCAAGUCCGAGCUACUGAUGAAGAUCAAGGAAUUUACGGACGGAUUGGUUAUUCCUUUGUAUCUCAAGCUAUCUCGGAUAAAUUCCAUAUCAAUAAUGUUACCGGUGAAAUUAUGACGAAACAGAUGCUGGAUCGAGAAGAAAGCAAAAUUUUUGAAAUGAUUGUUUUAGCAACUGAUCCUGGUGGCUUGUCGGGUAUUACGAAUGUUCGAGUGAUCGUGACUGAUGUGAAUGAUAAUGCGCCUCAAUUCGUGCUAAAUGAAUAUAAGUCGUGUAUUCCGAGCAGCUUGGUUAUUAAUUCGUUCUUUUUGAAGGUCAAAGCCAUCGACAUAGACGAAGGACCGAACUCGCAGAUUGAGUAUUCAAUUUAUGAUACCAGUUCGAACGGUAUAACGGAACUAUUCGGAAUUAAUCGAAAUACCGGUGGCAUUUCGUUGGCUAAAUCAGCUGUAGCUUUUGAAAAUCAAGCAUUUCAAUUCUUUGUGCGAGCCACCGAUCGAGGAACUCCAGCCAUGUACGCUGAUGUAUCGGUUGAAGUGUACAUAAUGUCUCCUCGAGAUACACCUCCUGUAUUUGAACGAAACGACGAUAAGUUUUUCUUAUCCGAGGACGCGCCUAUCGGGAGUAUCAUCACUAAAAUGAAACUAGUCAAAGAUGUAAAAGUGAAAUUCAAAUUGGUCUCAUCUGCUAAUUUAUUCUCAAUCAGCAACGAAGGUCAGGUUCAGCUGAGCAAUCAGUUAGAUCGUGAAAAAUCCGCCCAUCAUGUGAUCGGCGUCCUCGCUUAUACCGAUUCUAGUCCUCCGCUGACGGCACUAUCAGAGAUAUCUUUGCAAGUCAUCGACAUGAAUGAUAAUUUACCUGUUUUUGAGAACGAAAUAUAUACGGUUUCUGUCGCCGAAAAUAUUCCAGAAGGGACCUCCAUUUUGAAAGUCCAUGCCAGUGAUAAAGACGAAGGAAAGAACGGCGAAGUUCGAUAUUCUCUAGAAAACUCCAACGUAUUUAGCAUUGAUCCGUUUUCCGGCUGGAUUACGAAUAUCGUUUCAUUAGAUAGAGAAAUUCAACCAGCGUAUGCUUUGAACAUCACAGCCAGUGAUAAUGGAAAUCCAGUAUUCAAGUCCACUGCCAGAGUUCUAAUGAAUUUAAUCGAUUCUAACGAUAAUCCGUCCUUAUUCACUCAAGCGACCUACGUGACUUCGGUAAAAGAAGACGCAUUGGCCGGCACCGUCAUAAUCAGAUUAGCUUUAAGUGACGCUGAUAGUGAAAUACCAAAAAAUAUAGCUUUCUACAUCACAUCUGGAAACCCCCUGGCACAAUUUGGUGUUCGAAAUACCGGCGAGAUUUUCGUACUAAAAUCUUUGGAUAGAGAAACGAUCGAUUUUUACGAACUUAACAUGGUUGCAACCGAUGGAAAAUUCGUCACUAGUUCUAAACUGGUGAUUAAUAUUGUGGACGUGAAUGAUGAGCAUCCCUAUUGCUUGAAAUACCGAUACCAUCGUACGAUAUCUGAAGCUGAACCUACAGGUGCAUCCGUGCUGGACAUAUUGGCUUCUGAUGCCGAUUUGGACCCAAAACUGAGAUUCUAUUUGACCGGACCGGGAGCAGAAUCAUUUAGUUUGGAUCGAACUGGAGGAGAAUUGAAAAUCGCCCGACUGUUGGACCGAGAGAAGCAAUCGAGAUACGAAUUAACAGCUCAUGUUCAAGAUGGAAACCGAACAGAGUGGGAGUGUAUAUCGCAAGUGGUUAUUACUGUGUUGGAUGUGAACGACAAUGCUCCUAGUUUCAUUACACAAAACAAUACACCUGCUAUUCCGGAAGAUGCCGAAAUUGGAACACUAGUCACAAAAGUACACGCUACAGAUGCAGAUAUAGGAAUAAACCGAAAAAUUCGUUAUAGUUUGAUGGAUUCGGCGAAGGGUCAUUUUUCUAUUUCACCGGAAGAUGGUAUAGUGACUUUAGCUAAGCCUUUGGAUCGCGAAACUAAAGAUUCUUAUAAUAUUUCGAUCAAAGCGGUCGAUCAAGGAAUACCACCCCUUUAUAAUGUCACUUCUUUAUUCAUAUUAAUCUUGGAUGUCAACGAUAAUCCGCCAGAAUUCUUGACUCGAACAUAUUACGCUUCGAUACCGGAAAGUUCAGGUGUAGGUACCGAAGUGGCGCGUGUUUUUGCUACAAGUUUGGAUACAGGAAUAAAUGCCGAAGUUAGAUACUCGAUCGUAGGUGGAAAUGAAUUUGAAAAAUUUGCCAUCGAUUCGGUGUCAGGUGUUAUCACACUAUCUCAGCUGUUAGAUUAUGAAAAGGUCAAAGACUAUCUUCUAACGGUACAAGCUACUGAUCAAGGAUUCCCUCCAUUAAGUAAUCAAGCAACAGUAAAUGUAACAGUAGCUGAUGCGAAUGAUAAUAUACCAACAUUUACCCAAAUGGCGUACACAUCUCGAGUAUCGGAAGAUGUUCCAGUUGGUGAUAUUGUGCUGAAGGUGACAGCAAAUGAUUUGGAUAGCGGUGCUAAUAGUAAAAUUAUUUAUUCGCUGGAACGUGGAGAUAGGCAUCAACAAUUCUCCGUUGAUCCCAAUACCGGACAUAUUAUUGUAGUCAGACCUUUGGAUAGAGAAAUGACUGCUUCGUAUAGCUUACAAGUGAAAGCCACCGAUGGUGGAACUCCGGAGAUGUCCAGUUACGCUUUAGUCAGCAUCGAAGUAACUGAUGUCAACGACAAUCCGCCCUUGUUCUUGUUGCCAAAUUAUACUUGCGUUGUUCAGGAGGAUAAAAUACCCGGCUGGCCAGUCUGCCAAUUGAACGUGAGCGAUGCUGACAUUUCACCUAACGGACCUCCUUUCACCUUCGAUAUCCUAUCAGGCGACGUCGACCGUUCAUUCCGGAUUGAUUCCGAUGGCACAGUAAAAACCACCUCAAGAUUGAAAUUUAGAGUUCAAGAAGUUCAUGAAAUGCUCGUUCGAGCUUACGAUAACGGAUUACCGCCUCUAUUCUCAGAAACAAAAUUGAUAAUCAAAGUGAUUGAAGAAUCGCAGUUCGCUCCUACGGUUCUGCCUCUGAAUAUUUGGGUGGGAUCUUUCCAAGAUCGAUGGAAUGGUGGUGAAUUGGGACACGUCCAUGCUUCGGAUCAAGAUCAAUAUGAUACACUACUCUAUUCGCUGGUCGAAUCGCAACAUAGUUUAUUCAAUAUCGACGAACGUACCGGUGUUUUGACUUCUGUAACGGGAUUGGAUACCGGAAAAUAUACUCUGAAUGUGUCUGUGACCGAUGGAAAGUACUCUAGUAGUGCUUUGGUGAAUGUUAAUGUUGAUUCGUUGGACGAAGAUAUGCUUAAUGAGGCUGUUGGUGUGAGGUUGCGUGGAAUUACACCUCAUCAAUUUAUUUUAAAUCAAGAAAAGAAGAUAUUAAAUUCAUUGAGACUGAUGUUACAUAAAGACGUACGAUUGAUAAGUAUCCAGGAAGCUCCGCAAGGACAUUUGGAUGUUUUAUUUUUGAUCAAAGGAGGUAUUGAAGUAACGGAUAUGCAUCAAGCGUUACAAGCAUCUGGUCUUACUACGGUUUCGUUUCCAUGCAAUUGUAUCAAAACUCAAGGAUUUUGUAAACAGAGAUUGACCUUUUUGCCAGACGAUGUGCAGAUUAUUGCUACAGAUGCAUUCAGUUUUGUUGCACCGGCUCAUACUCAACAGAUGUAUUGUUCUUGCAUUGCUGGUUAUUCCGGAACUCGUUGCGAGAAUAAAAUCCCAGCUGAAUGCUCCUGCCCUCCGGAAUACCAGUGCAUUCUCGACAACAAUAUUUCACUGGUUUAUAAAUGCGUCGCACCUCCUAUAGUGGCUACAUCUUGCGACAAAAAUGCCACUUGUCCACCCUUUGAUGCUUCUAGUCUAUAUGCAAUCAGCGUAGAACAAAUGAUCGGUAUCGGAAGUGCUCUGGUAUUCAUCGUAUUCCUCAUCUGCGUGAUAAUAUUAUGGAGACGAUGCCGAAGAACUCACACUCCAGUGCCUCAAGAAGACAAAAGUGUGGCGGUAUUAAAUUCCGAAUUCAAAAGGACAUCGAAAAUAAAUAAUUUAGAAGUAACCCAGCAUUCUUUGAGACCAGCUUCCUAUUCGGCCGCUACCAGUAAUAAUGACUUAUACGUUACCGCCACUCAGCUGAAUAAUUUAGAUACCUUAAGGAGUUACGGAUCAGCUGGCGAUGAAUUAGAAAACGUACCUGCCGAUUAUGUUAGAAAUUUGAACCGAGCACCGACUAAUCAUAAAAUUACCAAUGAUUUGAAAAAAUUACCAGACAUGAGAAAACAGAAAAUCUCCAGACAAACGCUUAGUUGUGUUGAAGAAGCUAAAUUAUUAGGAGGUUACCACUGGGAUUGUUCAGACUGGGUUCGACGUAGUCAGAAUCCUUUACCCAAUAUUACCGAAGUACCAGGUAGUGAAGUUCCUGAUUCAUCGAGUAGUCAAAGCGAUGAAAGUAACGAAUCGAAUAAUUUAAACAUUCCUGAUUUGGAAAAUUUGGAAGACGGUACAUUUAUGUCAUAUCGAAGCGAUGACGACGAUGUUAUUCCAUACGGUUUUCCACAUUCCGCCGGCUACCCAAGCCAAAGUGAUCUCUCGACGAACGUGUGCGAUAUCGAAGACACAGAUUUGCCAGCCAAUUGACGUCGCACACGGUGCUGCGAAUUUUUCAUUAUUUUAUUUCAACCUUUUGGCUCGUUCAAAAGGUGUCUAACGAGCUUUCCUUUUAGUUUAUAAGAAACCCACAACACAGAGGUAAGCAGAACUGUCAGUGUCGACUAUUUUGUUGGUGGUAUAUUUUUCUUUUUAUAAGAGCUUAAAAUUUGACAAUAAAUCAAAAGCGUUAGAUCAGGUUUACGAACGUUGAAAAUGUUUAGAAAAAAUUUAAAUUAUACAGUUCUGAUUACCUCUUGUAAUUUAUUUUUAUGUUUCCCGAGGAACGCAGCAGUAAAGUAGUAUUGAUGCAUUCGUUGAGGUGCUUAGUGUUGAUGUAUUUAUUUUUAUUUAUUUAUUUUUUCAAUUACCAGUGACAAUGUUUAAGUGUAUAGUUUUUAUACAAAAAUAACAAGAUUGAAAUUAUUUUUCGAAAGUGCUCAGUGUUGAAUUUCUCGAUCAUGCGUGCGAAUAAAAAAAAUGGUAAAUUAAGUAUCAAUAUUGUACAUAAAAUGUAAUUUUCGAAUUUAGGUUACCAUAAUUUUGAUGAUGAUACUUUGUGAUAUGUAAUUUUUUUAUAUUACAUAAAAAAAUCCAUUCCUAAACAUAAUACUACUUUGAUACUAUAACUCCUUUUUUUUAAAAGACUCCAUAUAACUAUUAUGUAAUAUUAACGAAGUAAAAAAAAAAAUCGAACAAAUUUUUUUAUUACCUACCUAUCGUGUCUGAGUAAGAAAUUUAAUUUAAACAAAUUUAGAGUAUAUAAGAUUGAAAGAAAAAGUUUAAAUUUUUCUGUUGGGUUUUUCUACUCGUAUCUACCUUAAGUAUCUAUUAUCUUUUUUUUCCCCUCUUGUUUUAUAAGACUGAAUAUGCUUUUUUCUUCGACGUAUGCAUUGUGUUGAUUUUCUACAUGCAAAUAAAAUUGCAUUUAAAUUAUAUAUAUAUCCUCGUGUAUUUAAACGUUCUACUGUGAAUUUUGACGUAGUCAACUUCCUUUGAGUUUUUUUGAAAAUCUUCAUUUUUCUAUGUAAUUUAUUGUUACGAUAUAUCAUUUGUAUUUAGAUAUUAAGAGCAAAAAAAUGUGAUAUUUAUUUUGUAACUCGUGUAUUUUUUUUUUCAUAUAUGAAUUUUUUUUGUUAUUAAUACCAAGUGUGUAAAAACGUUGAAUUAUUUUAAAGUUUCUAUUUUUUACGAAAUAUGCAUUUUUUUUUUGUAAUAAUUUGUAGUGAAUACAUGAAUUGUCUGAAUAAGUUG